AGGAGUAGAUGCGGCCCCUUCACUCUCCAUAUAUAUAUACACACAGGCAUACAUUUUCAGCUCAAAAAUUGAUUUCUAGAUUAUUCGAUCGCAUCCGAUAAUCGCCGGCGAGAUCGACCAUGAAGAUUGUGGAGGAAGAAUACGUCGUCGCCGGAGACGAAACGCACCUCACGGUAAUGAAAACAUCGCUCUUCUUCUCCGGCGACGGCUUCACGGCCUACGAUUCCACCGGAAAGCUCGUCUUCCGAGUCGACUCGUACGGACCCGACGCCGCCGACGCCGGCGAAGUCGUCCUCAUGGACGCCUCAGGCCGGUGCAUCCUCACCGUCCGCCGCAAGCGGCCGAGUCUGCACCACCGGUGGGAAGGCUUCGCCGGCGAAGGCUCGGAGGGGAAGAAGGCGCUCUUCAGCGUCCGUAGAUCUUCGAUGAUCGGACGGUCGAGCGGAAUGACGGUGGAGGUGUACACAGAUCCGGCGGAGGAGUACCAGAUCGAAGGCUCCUUCGCUUGCCGGAGCUGCACCGUUUUCAACGCCGGUAAAGAGGCCGUGGCGGAGAUCCGCCGGAAAGUGGACGUCGCCGCCAAUGUGGUGCUCGCGAAAGACGUCUUCGUGCUGUCUGUCAAGCGUGGAUUCGACAGUGCCUUCGCCAUGGGAUUAGUGCUGGUGCUCGAUCAGAUCCACGGCGCCGCCGCCGACGACGGCGCGGAGGACGCCGCUAGGGUUUGCGUGGAUCUCACCACCGAGGGCUCCAAAAUUGAUACGUAAUAUUUAAAUUUCCUCCCUGUAUUAAUAUAUAAUACUCUAUUUUAUUACGUAAAUGUUUUUCUUAUUAUGAAAAAAAUGUAAAAUAAUAAUAAAUAAAUAAAUAUAAAAUAAUAUAUUAAAUGUGAAAUUAAUUGUAUUGGUACUUAUGUCUUACCG
This is a messenger RNA of Andrographis paniculata, 920 nucleotides long. Its product is annotated as protein LURP-one-related 12-like. The transcript has 2 exons. Bases 120 to 764 code for a protein of 214 amino acids. The record is from RefSeq and is a predicted model, not a curated record. Lineage: Eukaryota; Viridiplantae; Streptophyta; Magnoliopsida; Lamiales; Acanthaceae.